Molecule: messenger RNA, 1893 nt
Organism: Lactuca saligna
Lineage: Eukaryota; Viridiplantae; Streptophyta; Magnoliopsida; Asterales; Asteraceae
Source: the annotation of a GenBank genome assembly
AUGUUCGGCAUGAAUUACACUGAUCCUCCUGAUCCGGCUAACAAAAAAUUGUACGAAGAUGAAUUGGAAGCUGAUGUUGGAGCUAGACGAAGAGGAAGAAGAGCGGUACACAAGGAAUUUUCACCAUACUCUGUGAUUAAACCUUUACGAUUGAAAGACAAAAUGGAAGCUAAUGCUAAUCGGUUACGGGAAGAAAAGAAAUAUUUGAAUUCGAAAUCAAUUGCUGAUGAAUUUAUCAAAUCGGAAUUGGAUGCAUUGGAUAAGGUGAUUGCUGAUGAGAAAAAAGUGGAAGAAGAAAACGGAUUUGUGUUGCUUCAAGUCACUUCAGAUAUGAUUAAGGGAUUCAAUUCUUCUAAGAAUUCGGGGGUUGGGUUGUCUUCUUCGUCUCCUGUUACUCAAACGAACACUGGAACCGUAAUUGGAACAAAUAGUGACAAGGGUAUUUUGGAUAUGAAAGACUCAAUGAAUGAGAAUGGGAAUUUGGAAAUUGAUUAUGGUAAUAAUAUGAAGAAGGAACAGGGAGCUAAUUUCUUGAACAUGGAUUUUUCGAAACCUGUUAUAUCCCCUGCAGCUAAGUUGGUUAGUGAUUACAAAAAAAAAUCUUAUCCUCGUAUGGUUGAAUCAACAAAUACUGUGGUGGAUCUUAAUAUCAAAGUAAUUCCAAAAGUUGAUGGGAAGCCUAAUGGGAAAGUUGAGUUGCCUUAUGCAGAUUUAAUGUUGGGUGGAUUCUUUUUCUUUAAGUUUGAUUCAAAGGAAGGCAUGAUGAGUGUGCUGGAGGGAGGUCCAUGGCUGAUUAAUAAUGUACCUAUGUUCGUUCAAAGAUGGAGGCCUGGUCUUGUGCUGAGUAAACCGCAAAUGAAUUCUGUCCCUGUGUGGGUAAAAGUAUUUAAUGUUCAUUUGGAAUAUUGGAACAGCAAGGGAAUAACUUUGAUUGCUAAUGAAAUUGGGAAACCAAUUGCUAUGGAUAAAAUAACGCAGAAAAUGUGUAAUGAACAUUGGGGAAGGCCAGCUUUUAUGAGGUUUCUUGUGGAAAUAUCAGCAGAAUUUGAAUGGAUGAAGGAACUAAGUGUAGUCUCAAUUGACUUUGGGACAGGAGAAAAAGUUGAAUCAAAAUGCAAGAUAGAGUAUGCGUGGAGGCAUGAUAUUUGUAAUCACUGCAAAGUUUAUGGGCAUAAGAAUAGUAAUUGUGGGAUUUUAAAUAGCAUGAAAAAUGAUAAUGUUGCUGAUGAGACUGUUAAUUCUGGAAAAAAUGGGAAAAAAGAGCAAGUUGAUGAUGAUGGUUUUAUCUUAGUCACAAAGAAAAACAAUAAAGGACAGAAGGUUAGUCCAGGUGUGGUUAUUAAUGAAAAUGGCAAAGUUGAUUUGAUUAAGUCCUUGGAGAAAAGUACAAUCCCUGUUAGUGAAGGAGUUAAUAUUGGCAGCAAUGAAGGAAGUUCAAAAGAGAUGGGUGAUCAAGGAAAAAAUAAAAACAAACAAAUUGAAGAACAAGAAAAUCAAAAGGGAGCUCAAAAAGAAGAUCGAAUCAGUAAAGGGGUUGAAAAUCGGAAUAAUGGGGGGGUGUUUAUCCCAAAAGAAAAGUUGGGGACAAGAGUGAAGAAUGUAAUUGAAAAUUUUAAUGCUAGAAAAGAAGGAAUGCAAGGGAAAAAAGAAGAAAAUCAGAAAAAGGUGUAUGUUCCUAAGAAGCAAGUGGAUUUUAAAGUUAGUUCUAACUUUGAUAAUAUAGGUUCUACUUCUGGAAAAGAUGAUCAAGAUGAGAUAAUAUCACAAAACCCUUUUGAUGUUCUUGCUGAUUUGGGAUUAAGGGAUAUGUCUUAUUUAGAUGAAAUUGACCAGGAGAUUUUAACUGGUGGUGGCCAGGAGACAGUCACUGAAAAAAUAACUGUUGUUCAAUGA